AGGGUUGGGUCGCCCUACCGCAGGGAGCGCGGUCGAAUCACCGAGCGCGCCUCCGUCGGAUCUCCUCUUCCUGCCGUCACACCCACUGCUCGGUGCUUUGGUUCACCCCUUAGAGAAGGGGAGGACCGACAGCACACACAGCAGCAGAGACUGCUGCAGUGCGAGCGCAGCGGGGGACUCGGCAGCGGAGAGAGAAAAACGCACACACGCAUACACACAUCCGCAUCCUUAUUGCCGAAACUUGGUCUGUGGAGAGAUCUGCAGCGGCGUCGUAGCGACGCAGGUCGACAUGGAAGAGUAUUUGCGGAGGGUCCAGAGCAGACUCGGGGCGGAGCAGUCAGAGGAUCCCAUCCAUGUUGUUUUAGGUGGGCCAGAGCCAGAUGUUGACACUUUAGCUGCAACACUAUGCUUGGCACUGCACCUGAGCCAGAAGGAGGAAACAGGCAGCACGUGUCUCCCACUUUUGUGUGGCAGGCGAUGUGACAUCGUGUUGCCCAGGGAGACGGUGAGAUAUCUGCAGAGGGUGAACAUUUGUGAGAGCUCACUUUUGUGGAGGGAGGAUGUGGACCUUUUGAAGCUUCAUCACACUGGGAAACUGUCACUCACACUGCUGAGAGAUGGACUGCUAGAUAGCUCUGAGCACCGCACUCUGGAGUCCUGCAUCCUACGAGUGGUCUAUCACGACAGACAGCAGGACACUGCUGAUGAUAGGGCAGUGUCUGCGGUGGCAGCAGUCACCAGGGAGAUUCUUCAAGAAGCAGCAGAGCACAUCGGACCAGCGCUGAGGGAGAAUCUUGGAGAGGCCUUGCGGCUGCAAACUGAAGCUUUGUGGAUGAAACAUGGCCGCCGGUCAGUGCAGCUGGAUGAGCUCAAGAGAUCCCUGGAGCAAUGGAGAGAUGUCCCUGCAGGUCAACCUGACUUGGAGCAGCUGCUGACUAAGGAACUGAAGGAGUUUUCUGAUGGAGAGAUGACCAUAGCUCUGUCUUCAGUAACCACCGAUAAGGAGGACUGGCAUGGUUAUGUGGAGGGGCUGAAAUUGUUCAGUCAUCGCCAUGGUUACGAAGGUUUGGUGGUUCUCCUAUCCAUCAAUGAUACAAUUCACCAUCCUCGCCAGCAGGUGGCUGUCUACUCAAACAACACAGAUAUCCUGAAUCAGAUAUGCUGUGAGUUGGAAGAGUCUUCUAGCUGGUCUCUUUCUGGUGAACUGGAGGAUAAGGAGCGUUUCCAGGUCUACCACAUCCCUCUGAAUACCCCAUCAUCCUCUGGUGCACCUCUACUGCUAAAGGAAGAGAUCAAGGGUCUUCUCAAGGACUUUGUCGACUGCCGGAGCUCUGUAUUAGCCUGCCACCCUAGCAGUAGGACCUCUUCCACAGAGGGAGUGGCUGGAAGUGUGGAGUUCUCCCAAGGAUCAUCUGGUAUCAAUGAUAUGGAUGGUUCUGACAUAGAGAGAGCCGAGGGGGGCAGUGGCGAUGUGGUGGCAAUAGCCAGGGUGAUAGCAGAUGGUCAAGAGGACACAGGAGGUGUAGGAGUCAGUGCUGGUGGGGAGCUAGUCAGCCCUGACAGUGGUAUGACCACCAUCCGCAGCAGCCGCUCCUCCAAGGAAAGUUCGGUGUUCCUUAGUGAUGACAGUCCUGUUGGUGACAUUAUAGCUGGAGGAGGUUCAACAGCAGGGCCAGGAGGACUCUUCCUGAGAAACCCCUCUCCCCUGGGGUUGUCAUCUCUGUCCCCUCCCAUCCCACCUGAGAGAAGGAAGCACCUCUCUAGCAGAAACAGGAAUGACAACUGGGACCUGUUUAGUUUUGACCCAAUACACAGCAGUGACCACUCUAUUCCCGGAGGAGGGGAACUGGUAAAUUCUGGAGUAAAAGGAGAUGGAGAAGAAAGAAGAGAAGGGAGCUCCAGCUUAUCAGAACUUGAAGAGUUGAGCUUGCUGGAUUUUUCUGCUCCCAAUUCACUAGGCAGGCUUGACAGUACCAUUUCUUCAACUGAACAUCCUGGCCAAAUUCAUGGGAAUGACAUGAAUGACACAGUGGUCCCGCCAACUCCGGUCAACAGCCUGGUUGGUAGCCGCCCACCAAGCAGUUGCGGGGUCAGGUUCUUCCCAGAAGAUGUAGUUGAAAGGAUCAGCUGCCUACAGCACAAGGACAGUGUUUCAUCAUCCUUGUCAGAGACCUGGGAUGAACUUGGCUUUGACACACAAGGAGCAUUGUCCUCAAGUGAUAAUAACACCUGGAAUAGGGCCAAGGAAUCUGAAAGCCCACAGAAUAUUGUGGAGGAAGUUGGAGGCAAACAGCCAGUUGCUGACAUGACAGAAAGAGAAAGCCGAGAAGAGAUCUUGAAGUCAGACAAUGCACACCAGAGGGCAAGGACCCUUGAACCUCAGCUUAGUCUGAUCACUGAGCAGACUGAAUCAUACGACAACUGGACCCCAGAGUUUGUACUUACAGAUCAAUGGGGCCCUGUUACUUUGGCUGAUCUGCAGUUGACACCACCAGAGGAGGAAGUAACUGGAAAAUGCAAAACUGGUAUCACUGGAGUGAAAGAAAAAACAUUAUCUUUGUCAAAAAACAAAGCAGCCCUAAACACUUUAACGCCAGAAACCUCUACAGAGGAGAACAAAGGAGUCCACGGAGAAAAAGGAGAUCGGCAGAUGGAGCUUCUGGACUUUUGGACAUACUCCGCUCAGAAGGGAUUUCUGAAAUCUGAUAGCGGAACCACCACGUCUUACCCUGAGUCUCUAGAUAUGUGGAAUAUGACAAUCCGGGAUGACAGUCUGUCACCUCUCACAACCCCUGACAACUUAUCUGAAAACUCAGGUUCUUUCUAUGGGAUCCAGCCCAAUGUUGUAGGUGCCACAUCUGUGGAAAGUCCAAUAGGAUUCUCAGAUUGUGGAAUGGAGAUGUGGAACACCACCAUUCGGGAAGACAGCUCUUCCACGAUAACAAGCCCCGGAGGACCUGAAAAUGAAAAGAACCUUAGUCACACGGGGUCAGUGGAUGCUACUUAUUCUCCCGAGGCACAUGCAACAAAACAGGUGGAAGAAGAGAACGCUAUAGUAGAGGAGAGAGGUAUGAGUAAGGCACUUAGUCAGACAUCUGAAGAAGUGGGGUGGAGAGGUAAUGAACCCAAUGUGAAAAUAGUCAUAGAAGUUGCAGGAGAUGAAACACAGGAUGAAGAAAGAGGGGAUGAUAGCAAGCAAAGUGUUCAUAGCCAACAGUAUGUAAACCAGAACUUAUCUGAAUAUCCAGAAGAUGAAACUUCCCCCUACCAAGGCACUAACAUGUGGGACUUCCCUGUUCUUGGCAUGGUCACCUCCACCUCAGAAUAUGACAAUGUGGGCGAUGGUGCAUGGAGCCUGACAUCUUCCCCUGAGACCUAUGCCAGCCCUGUAGUAGACAUGGUACAGCUAGAGGGGCAGUCUAGCCCGUUUAUAGCUUUAACCAGUCCUAUUCAGAGACAUGAGGGGCAAUAUCAAUAUGAGGAGGAUGAUGCAUUGGGAAAGACUGAAUACAGGUCAGUAAUUUCAAAUAAUGAGCAGCCAGUCAACCAAGUGUUCCUGUUUGAGGGAACAGCUGACUCGUGUCACCUCACCAGGAGUGGGAGACAUUCAGUUGAGAGUAAGGCUGAGGAGACUGACUGGACAGAGGAACCCAGUGACCAUUCCCCAUUUAUUCUGGUGGACUGCUCAUCCACCACACAGCUAAGUUCAGCCAGUUAUCAUUCAAGUCCAGGAGAAGCUGCUGAGAAUCGAAUCCAGACUGAGCAAUCGUCAUCCCCGUAUCAUGUGAACUGUAAUGAUCUUCUUUUGGGGAAACAUGACAACUCAGAAUCAGCUUCAUCAUCACAUGAUCUGCCAGUCAUAAUGGACCGCAGUGAAGACGGGCCUGUCAGUGAGAGCCAUGGGGGCCCUACCAAAGAGAGCAAUGGAAAGGUGGAGGCCAAAAUAACAGAAACACUGUCUCUGAGCUCCAGCUCUGGGGGGGAGAGAGACACACUGAAAUAUAGCCCUGACAGCUUUCACCCAGGUAGCCGAGAUGAACUCAGGUCUAAUUCUGAUGGAGAUUCAUCAUCAGGCCUAGAAAUGGAAUAUAUCAUUGUGUCGGGAAAAGUGAGAGAAGGUUAUGAUAGGACUAGACAGGGCAAUGGGCAAUCAAAAGGAACAAGAACAUCCAUGGAGACACUGAGCAUGCUUUCCUAUGCUGCCACAGUACUGCAGUCUCAGGCCCAAGCUGCACACAGAGAGCACCAGGAGAACACAGAUCAAAGCAGGCAAAGCCAAAGGAUCAGUGAUAGUGGCUGUACACUUAGUGCAGGUCCAGAGCAAAAUCAAGCUGUCUUAUCCACUCAUUACCAAGCUAGUCCUGAUAGUGCCACUGAGAAAUUCAUGGCACCAGAGAUGAUCAGUCCCAGCCAAUCAAAAAAUAAAUUUGAAGCAUUUCAUCAGUCAGAUUCAAGAGAAACAGGUUGCAGUCAAGCACAGGUAGAAAGAAACUAUGAGGAUAAAUCCCACAUUGUGGCUCGAAGUGUGUCUCCAUCGUUAAGAUAUCAGUUAGAUGAUGUCCUGAAAACCAGAGAGGAGGUCUAUGUCCAUUCACAGAUCUCAAUGGAAGAUUCAGAUGAGGAUGAGGGUGGGCAGUCACCCUCUGCACUGCCAUGUCCUACUGCUUUGGGUGACUUUCAGGUCUGGGGGGCUCAGUUAGGGAGUCGGGACACAUCUCAGACUACAUCAGAAACACAGUCCCCUGUACUCACCAACAGUUCGGUCUCACACAGCAGCUCUUUAAUUGGCACCCCAUUAAGUGACUCGGGUGUUUCUGUUGAGAGAGGCCUUGCGUUACCAUUUUCUGGAGAUUUAAUGGAAGAAGAAAAUGAUGAGGAAGAGCAGGAGGAGGGAACUGAUAGAGAGCACACUACAGUGCCAAAAUGGACUUCAGCAGUACAAAGUGAGAGGGAGGAAAGACAGCGAUUAGGCUCUUCUGAUCUGCUGAGUUUCACUGAGGAGGUGAUGGGAGCUGCUUCAUUUCAGCAAACAGAUUUACAAACACUCCAGCCAAAGAGGGACAGGUCCCUACAGAAUACUGCAGAUUACUAUAAUGGACAACCCCUAAGGACUGUUGAGUGUGAAAAAUGGUUGACUGAACAUCAGAUUGGAGACCAUGAAGCUUCCCAACAUAGCUAUUCACCUGUUUUAAGUAGACACCAAGAUAUGCUAUCCCAACUGUCAUCCCAGCCAGCCAAUGAGAAUGCUGCCUACCUGUGGACAAGCACUCAGACUGUAACUCAGGGUCAAACCCAGCGUGGCUACAACUACCACCACAUUGACCAAAGAACUGAAAACCAGAGCGCCUACUCAGUUGGAAUAGAUACUAAAACAAGCCACCAGCUAAACACCGCAGACGUCUAUGCUGAGUUUAUAACUGACACCACAGCUAUACAGUAUGGAUCUGAGCCGGCUGAGAACUAUUAUGAAACUGGAUUCAGUGCUGAGUACAGCUCGAAUGAUCCAGGAUCCAAGUUUCAGUAUGUAGCUGAAAUCCAGUAUGGAGAUGACACCACCUCCAUGUGCGCUGAUGACCAGAGUCAGUAUGAGACAGACCAUGCUCAUUACCAUUUUGACGAGCAGCCGUUGUACCAAUCAGAUAUCCAGCCUCAGAGGGAAGAUCACGCUCGUUAUGUGUCAGAGGGAUAUGUUCAGUAUCUCCUUUCAAGCAGACAUCCCCAACAGGGAGACAGUGCAGGAGGGAUGAUGAUGAAUAUGGCCUCCAGUGAGGAAGCUGCAGAGGAGAUGGAAAACACAGAAGACCCACCGUCCUCAGCAGAUCUUUCCGGCGGGUCCGGUCAAAGGAGAAAGUUGGCAGCUCCACCGAUGAAUGUAUCCCUGAACCACAGUGAGGAGUCUCUUCUCUCAGAAGAUGCCCUGGACACAGGGGAUGAGGCCUUGGAUACUGGAGACGACCUGGAUGUCAGCAUAAAUGAGCUGAACACACCUGAUGAGGGAGACUCACUGGAGUUCAACAGACAUGGGGAUGAAGCUAAUCUGGGUGCAGGAGUAACAUCGGCUAGUGCUGUUGCAGGACACGGAGCAGCUGUGGAGGGCAGGGACAGUAGGCUGUGGAGGAGCGUGGUGAUUGGAGAGCAGGAGCAUCGCAUUGAUAUGAAGUGCAUUGAGCCAUACAAAAGAGUCAUUUCUCAUGGAGGUUAUUAUGCUGAGCAGAAUGCCAUCAUCGUGUUUGCAGCAUGUUUCUUACCGGACAGUGACUGUGACAAUUACAAUUAUGUAAUGGAAAACCUUUUUCUGUAUGUAAUAAAUACCUUGGAACUUAUGGUGGCAGAAGAUUACAUGAUUGUUUACCUGAAUGGCGCCACACCCCGCAGGAGAAUGCCUGGUUUUACUUGGAUGAAAAGGUGCUACCAAAUGAUAGAUAGAAGACUGAAGAAGAACCUUAAGAUGUUCAUCAUUGUUCAUCCUUCCUGGUUCAUACGGACUUUACUAGGAAUAACCAGACCCUUUAUAAGCUCAAAGUUCAGCAGCAAGAUUAAGUAUGUGAAUAGUCUGCAGGAGCUUGGAGAAAUCAUCCCACUGGAAUAUGUCCACAUUCCAGCCAGUAUUGUCAAGUAUGACGAGGAGAUGGGUAUACAUAAAUUUGCAUGCCUGAGACUGGACACAGAUUUGCAAGAGACAACAACAAAAGCCGACAAGAAGGGGAACUCAGCUGUCUGACAAUCAGAAGAUACCUGGCUGCUGGCUGUCUUGCCCCUGCAUUGUGCUGUACUCUACCACAGCAUGUCUGAAUAUAAACAAGCCUGCAGCAUGAUGUGUAUUGCAUAUAGCUGUUACACCAACAGCUAGCAAUGAGUUAGCAUGCUGUGGUUAAAAACACCAGGCAGUUGUUUGUUCGCUGAGGAAAGGACUAACCUGAGGGUGCUAAAUAAAAUACAGUAUUUACAGUGCAGCGGCUGUCAACUGAGCUAAGACGAAGAUGCAUUUGGUAGCUUCUGUUUUCUUUGUAUUCAUCUUAAAUUUCAACACUGCUUUAAUUCCUAUUUCUUUCAUGUUACUAACUUUCUUUGCUUCACCCAUGCUUUAGUUCUCCCUGUCAGUUCCUAGCUGUACCUUCUGUGAAACAUGGUAGUAUUACAGUAAAUGUGGAUUCUCUGAAGCCAUAACAAGGUCGUGAACAAAAUGUACUCACAAAUAUAGAUUUGUAUUCCCUGGACACCUACGAUGGUAUUGUGUUAUAGCUCUGUCACCACUAUAAGGCCAAGGGAUUCUUAGACUCUAGUUUUGUUUAGAAAAAUAUGAUAUACUCAUCACUGCACCUGUUCAGUUUGUAAUAUAUGAAAUGGAGCAGCAAAGCUGGAUUUUAAAUAGUUUACAACGGUGUAAGUGGCUCCUAUCACAGAGUUUUUACACAAUAUCUCAUUUAACAUCUCAGUAUUAAAAGCUACAAAUAGGGUAUUUUAUUAAUACUGUAUAUCACUGUGAAAAUACUUGGAAUGUCAUCAUAAAGGUAGCAAAAUAGCAGUUAUCGCUAGUCUCACUGCAGUAAUGUGUUGCAUGUUUCCAGUUCAUACAGUUUCAGGUUACUCUGAUCUGCUUACCCACCCUAAAACAGGAUUGUGUACAUUUACAGUUAGUGCUUAGUUUUCUGGGUGUGUGUGAGAGAAAGAGAGAGAGAAACAGAGAAGGGUGAUCAGAAAAUACUGUAUAUUCACAA
This is a messenger RNA of Monopterus albus (swamp eel), 7718 nucleotides long. RefSeq lists its product as uncharacterized. Bases 290 to 6721 code for a protein of 2143 amino acids. Gene Ontology annotation, cellular component: cytoplasm. Lineage: Eukaryota; Metazoa; Chordata; Actinopteri; Synbranchiformes; Synbranchidae. The record is from RefSeq and is a predicted model, not a curated record. The transcript is spliced from 20 exons.